Molecule: messenger RNA, 592 nt
Organism: Leptopilina heterotoma
Lineage: Eukaryota; Metazoa; Arthropoda; Insecta; Hymenoptera; Figitidae
Product: histone H4
Exons: 1
Coding region: 48-359 (103 amino acids)
Biological process (GO): nucleosome assembly
Cellular component (GO): nucleosome
Molecular function (GO): protein heterodimerization activity; DNA binding; structural constituent of chromatin
Source: RefSeq, a predicted model, not a curated record
AGUUUGUUUUCUGUUCUGUUCGAACGUAAACUUUAUUCUCUGUGAAAAUGACUGGUCGCGGUAAGGGAGGAAAGGGAUUGGGAAAAGGAGGAGCAAAGCGCCAUCGCAAAGUGUUGCGUGAUAACAUCCAAGGUAUCACCAAGCCCGCCAUUCGUCGUCUGGCUCGUCGAGGUGGAGUGAAACGUAUCUCAGGAUUGAUUUACGAAGAGACCCGUGGUGUCUUGAAAGUGUUCCUUGAGAACGUGAUCCGUGACGCAGUCACUUACACCGAACACGCCAAGAGGAAGACCGUCACCGCCAUGGACGUCGUCUAUGCUCUCAAGCGUCAAGGCCGCACCCUUUACGGUUUCGGCGGAUAAAUUCACUCACUAUCAUCCAAAAAACAAUCGGCCCUUUUCAGGGCCACCAAAUUUUUUUACGUUUGAAUACUUUUUUUCAAUAACAUAAUUGAAUGAUAAAAGCAUUACAGUGCAAUCGAUCAGUGAGUUAUAGGUACAUUAUUAAAUAUAAUAAUCGUCGUAUUCCUUCCUUUUACAUUCUGUCCGCAGUGAGAGAGAAAGAGAGGAAGGUUUCAGUAUUUUUUAAUUAUUUU